Messenger RNA from Trichosurus vulpecula (common brushtail), 4949 nucleotides. RefSeq names its product kinesin family member C3 (gene KIFC3). Gene Ontology annotation, molecular function: microtubule binding; microtubule motor activity; ATP binding. NCBI's taxonomy places the organism in Eukaryota, Metazoa, Chordata, Mammalia, Diprotodontia, Phalangeridae. Gene Ontology annotation, biological process: microtubule-based movement. The record is from RefSeq and is a predicted model, not a curated record.
GUCCCCAGGAGCCUAUGGGCCAUUGAACCCCGUGCCAUGAUUACAUCUCUAAAGACUUGGAAUCCGGGCACCGCUCCCUCUGCCAGGGCCCCGUGGAAAGGAAGCUGUGCCCAGGACAGUGGGGAUCCUGUGAUGGCCAGCCCCGCCUCUCCGUGCUCCCGCCCUUUCCCACACGCCAGCCAGGGGAGGUGGAGAACUGGGCUCAGUAAGGAUACUGUUGGUGGCAGUGAGGAGAAUUCCGGCCAGACCUCAACCCGACCGACCCCAGCUCAGCGCCAAGCCCUCAGCGUGGACUGGUCUGGUCCUGGGAGCCCUCGGAGACUCUACCUGACCGUCCAGGCACUCCAGGACAAGGUGUGUGCAUGCAAGAGUCAGGAGAAGAAGGAGGAGAAACAGCAGAAGAGGCCGGCACUGGCCCCCAAGCGGGCCCGAGACUCGGCCCAGGCAAAGGAAGCCCACACCAUGAAUGUUGAGAAACCAGGUGGGAGGCUCUUCGGCAGCGGGAAGUGCUCAGGCCUACCUGGGACCCGCCAGUUACCCAUGAUCCAGAAGAUGGUGGAGUCCAUGUCCCAGCUCCAGGAAGAGAAGGGCCGGCUGCAGGAGCAGUUAAUGGCGUUGCAGAAAAAGCUGGCCCUUCGGGAGAAUGACCAGCAAGCUGUGUCCACUCAGCUGCAAGCUCAGGUGGAAAAUCUGAAGGAGAAACUCAUUGGCCAGGUCCAAGAAGUGAACAGACUCCGUUCAGAGCUGGGAGGCACAGACUUGGAGAAACACCGGGAUCUCCUGAUGGUGGAGAAUGAGCGCCUGCGGCAGGACAUGAAGCGAUGUGAGGCCGAGCUGCAGGAGCUGAGGGCGAGGCCUCCCCCGUGCCCGGACUGUGAGCAUAUCAAGGAGAGUGCCCAGCUGCGAGAGAAGCUGGCCCAGCUGCAGGUGGAGACGGAGGAGAACAAGGGUCGGCUGGCCGAGCUGGACCUGGAGGUGCAGCAGAAGACCAACCGUCUGGCCGAGGUCGAGCUGCGCCUCAAGGACUCUCUGGCUGAGAAGGCCGAGGAGGAGGAGAGGCUGAGCAGGCGCCUGCGGGACAGCCAGGAGACCAUCGCCACCUUGAAGGCUCAGCCUCAGCCAAUUAAGUACAUCAUCAAGACAGUGGAAGUAGAUUCAUCCAAGACCAAGCAGGCCCUGUGUGAAACCCAAGCCCGGAACCAGUAUUUACAGGAGCAGGUGGGGAUGCAGAGACAGGUGCUGAAGGAAAUGGAACAGCAGCUUCAGAAUUCUCAGAAGACUGCAGCCCAACUCAAGGCUCAGAUCAUGAUGUAUGAGUCGGAGUUGGAGCGGGCUCAUGGGCAGAUGCUGGAGGAGAUGCAGACCAUGGAAGAGGAUAAGAACCGGGCCAUUGAGGAAGCUUUUGCAAGGGCCCAAGUAGAAAUGAAGGCUGUGCAUGAAAACCUGGCAGGUGUCAGGACCAACCUCCUGACUCUGCAGCCGGCCCUUCGGACCCUCACCAAUGACUACAAUGGCCUGAAGAGGCAGGUUCGAGAUUUCCCUCUCCUGCUGCAGGAAGCCCUGAGGAGUGCCAGAGCAGAGAUUGGCCAAGCCAUUGAAGAGGUGAACAGCACAAACCGAGAGCUGCUCAGGAAAUACCGCCGGGAGCUACAGCUCCGAAAAAAGUGCCACAACGAGCUGGUGAGACUGAAAGGAAACAUCCGUGUGAUCGGUCGGGUCCGGCCCAUCACCAAAGAGGACGGAGACGGGCCUGAGGCUAGCAACGCAGUGACCUUUGACUCCGACGAUGAUGCUAUCAUCCACCUGCUACAUAAGGGAAAGCCCGUGUCUUUUGAGCUGGACAAGGUGUUCCCUCCACAUGCAACCCAACAAGAUGUGUUCCAAGAAGUCCAGGCCCUGAUCACCUCGUGCAUCGAUGGCUACAACGUCUGCAUCUUUGCCUACGGACAGACGGGCGCUGGCAAAACGUACACGAUGGAGGGAACACUUGAAAACCCUGGGAUUAAUCAGCGGGCCCUUCAGCUGCUCUUCUCAGAGGUGCAGGAGAAGGCAUCAGAUUGGGAGUAUACCAUCACAGUCAGCGUGGCAGAGAUUUACAACGAAGCCCUCAGGGAUUUGCUGGGAAAGGAGCCCCAAGAGAAGCUGGAGAUUAAGCUGUGUCCUGAUGGCAGUGGCCAGCUGUAUGUCCCGGGGCUGACGGAGUUCAAAGUGCAGAGUGUGGAAGACAUCAACAGGGUAUUUGAAUUUGGUCACACCAACAGGACCACUGAAUACACCAACCUCAACGAGCACAGCUCUCGGUCCCAUGCCCUUUUAAUCAUCACUGUCCGGGGCACUGACUAUAGCACGGGGCUCAGGACCACUGGGAAGCUAAACCUAGUGGAUCUGGCUGGAUCAGAACGUGUGGGCAAGUCUGGAGCAGAGGGCAGUCGGCUCCGAGAGGCCCAGUACAUCAACAAGUCUCUGUCGGCCCUGGGAGAUGUGAUCUCUGCUCUUCGGUCCCGCCAGGGCCACGUGCCAUUCCGUAACUCCAAACUCACCUACCUACUCCAGGACUCCCUCAGUGGGGACAGCAAAACCCUCAUGCUGGUGCAGGUUUCCCCCGUGGAAAAGAACACCAGCGAGACCCUGUGUUCUCUGAAGUUUGCUGAGAGAGUGAGGUCUGUGGAGUUGGGCCCAGGGUCCCGUAGGGCUGAGCUGAUGUCAUGGUCUAGUCAAGAGCACUUGGAGUUUGAGGGAGGCUCAGUCCAGACUCCAUCUUCCACCCGAUCCUAUUCCUCUUCUAGUUCUGGGGCUCCCAUUAGCCGGUCCAGCUCAAUCCGGAGGAAGCUGCAGACCUCAGGAAAGACGAAACCAGUGCCAGUGUGAUACACCAGGAGCCAACAUCUGGGUGUCCGGUGCAAGGUUGGAGGAAGGACAUUGCAUACUGCUUAACUCCUCCCUUUCUACCCAGAAUUAAGGACUCUAAAUGUGCAAAGACUGUUCUUAGGCCCAGGAAGGAGAGGGCUUCUCCUUUCUGCCCUGGACUCUCUGCUUCUCCCCAGCCCUAUCCCCAACAGAUGUGAAAUUAGUUUUGAAGGAAAUGAAUCUUUUUCCCAGCCUAGACUUCAGGGAGCACAGAUUGUGUUUGUUGGCGUGUUGGUGGCUGAUGGGCCUGGCUGGACCAUAGGCGCAUCCCAGCCAGCAGGACUGGCCUCCUCGCCCUACCUGUGGGCUGCAAGCGUUUUAGGUUGCAAGGAGGCACCUUGGUCUUUGGGCCUCAAGUUGGCUCAUCUGAGGCUUGUGUUAGUCCAGAUGGUGAGAGCUGGGCCUAACCCUGGGAGCAGGUGCCCACCUGUCUGGGAGCUGACAUACAGUACGUUCUGUGCUUCUGACUCAGACCUAAUCGUGGACAGAGGUGGGCAUCCCUCAGGACCUCAGAGCAGUACAUCGGAAGAACCUGGGCUUUGUUCACCUACUCUUUCUCACAUCCCUGGGGCCUCCCAGGGCCCAUCUCUUAGCCUGAGGCCUGCUGCCAGAUCCCCUGCCUAUGGGGGCCCUAGGGGCUGGAACUCAACUUGUUUUGUGGGAUUGGUCUGGAUUUUGCUCUUUGUGGGUUUUUGGUUCAAAUGUCCCCUUAAAGCCAGUGGGCAAAGAGGAAACUUAGAUGUCCUUGUGAUUUCCCUGUGAGAACACGAUGGCAUCAAGAAAUUAUCUUCAUUCAGUUAUGUGGGCUGCCACACUGUGGGCUCCUUAUGGCUGCACCUGAAGGCUAGAGAGGAGGGACCUGUCUGAGAAGAAAGGGGACAGAAGACACUGGCUUUCUCCAUGGCUUCUCCAGUUCACCCCUUUCCACAGUGACUCUCCUUAUUCUCCUUACUCCAUGGAGCUACCCUCCUUCCUCCAUUUCCAUCCAUCCACAUGACUUGGUUUUCUGGAAAACUAUUAGCCUGUAGAACCCAAGAGGCUGCUCUAACCUCUCGUCCUUGCCAUGCAGAGGAGGGAGGCUGGGAAUGCCCAGGCUAAGACCUCCAUCUGAGAACACUGUGGGGCUAGAGAAAGGUGGUUGGCUCCCUUCCAUCUCCCGGCGUAACAUCCUCUCAACCCCUGUUCUUUCUGCUUCCCAAGGGAAUGAUGCACUUUAUGGAAAAAGUCAACAGACUACCCCAUCCAAUCAUCUUGGAGGGAAGAGGUGAAGACUCCUGGGACACACUGGUUCAAAACAACAUGGCAGAUGGGGGGAAACUGGCUUUUAAAACGCAGGUGGCUGGUGGGCAGGCGGCCAGGGGCAGUCUGCCCACAGUUGCAGGGAGCUCUGUCCCCUAAGCCCUCACCUGUGCAGAGAUCCCAGGGAGGGGAUCAUCUUACCCCAGGAGGGGGUUUCAGUCCUGAAACCCUAGCUUCCUUCUCACUUCCUCCACCCUUCUCAGUUCCCUUAGGUUUAUAUUUGGCAAAGCCAAGGGAGGGGAAGGGUCUGGAAACCCAAAACACAAAGGGAGGGGGCCAACUAGCUAACUCCCUCCAGGUGGGAAGCAAACGUGUGAAAAGUGAAUUUGUAUAUACCUGUGUAUAGGUGUACAUAGACAUGCUGGAGAGUUAAUCUAAUGGGUGGACAUAUAUUUUAAGUUUUUCUUCUCUCAAUGGCCUCCCCCCACCCCCACCCAGGCUGUUGCUGGACACAUAUUUAUAUCUCCCAGAGCUCAGUGCCCUCAGGCUCAUUUUUUGUGAAGUUUGAUUGUUGUUUGUGACCUGACCCUCUUGGAGGCCAAGAGAUCCUUGUGAGGGAUGGCCAGGGGCCUGACAUGAUGCUGAGUGGCCUCGGACACUUUAUAUCCAAUCAUCUCAGAUGCACUGAUUUCUCUUUUCCCACUACAGCCCUUUUUAAUGUUUCUCUCAUAAUUCCUAACCAAGAUCUUUUGGAAUAUGAGCUGUUUUUACUGAUUUUAAUAAAGAGAGCUCUUUUGCACAAA